CAGAUCCCACCAAAGCUCGACCUGCCCUCGCCGCGCGGCUGGACAGCCCGGCUGGUCGAUUUUCUUGCUCCUGUCUGAAAUAUGCCUUAUAACCUUACAAGUUUUCAGAAGACCACUGUGUUUCACGGGGAUAAAGAAUAUUGCAUCUGCUUCAUAGCAGGAGGAUGUUGUAUGUGUUACAGCUUAACUUUGUUCUACUUUAAACCUAGAUAAAGGAUGAAGACUGUACCAUUUUGAUUACCUCCUCUAGGGCUCAAAGAGAACCAUUUCCCCUGCCCUCCAUUUGCUAAUGGCUCAGCUUGACCUCACUGGCACACAGAUAAACGUGCUGCUAAACAAAAAAUCCAGUAGCAGGAACCACCUCAAUGCCCAAAGCUCCUCUGCCCCUGCUGGUGUUGGAGGCUCUCUGUGACCAGCUAAAAGCCGAAUGACAAGAGUCUCCAGAGCUGCUCCUGUGAAGUUUGUGUGUGACUGGACAGUGCUGCCACCCCUGUGAGAGAUGAGACCAAGACCCUGCACGGUGAUGGCUCUGCGAGCUCCAGCUGCGAGGGUCGUGCACACCGAGCUCCAUGCUUUGUCUCCAGAGUGAUCUUCGUCCUUAAGCUCAUCCCACUUCUUGUCACAAGAUUUGCUUUUGGAAUUUAGACCACCACUAUUUCGCCCCCCCUGCCCCCCCCGUUUUGCACAAAGACUGUUAAUAGGACUGUUAGUGGAAUGAGCAAAGCCAGUAUUCACAGGGUCUAACUCCGUACCAAUAGCACCUUUUUGCCCCAGAAUGCCUUACAAAUGCCACACAGCACCCGUGCCCCGGUGUACAACUUGGCCUGACAUUUCUCUUGGCUUAGGCACCACCUCAGCCUCCCCAGCUGACUUUUAGGGACGUUUCAGGCCGUAGCAUCUCCUCCAGCGAGCCAGGCACCAGCUGCCUGUCAGGUCCGGGAGCUCUCCCCGUGGAUGUGCUCGGAGCUGACGAGGCCAUGCGCGCAUCCCGCGGGCUGAGGCCGUCCCGCUGAGCUCCUGCAGUGCCCGAGGGAUGGCAGAAGGGGGGGAGGCCGGCGCUCCUCCCGUCCGGCUCUGGGUGCGGCGCGUGGGGGUUUACUGCGAUGAGCACCGCAAAACCUGGCUCGUGGCUGCGGAAGAGGAGGAAGGUAUGCUGAGGGCUCGGAUCCAAAGAGUUCAGGUUCCCCUGGGUGAGGCGCUGCGACCCAGCCAGCUCCCCCCAUCCCGGCUGCCUCACAUGUGGCAGCUGUCCCAGGGUGAGCAGUACAGGGAUAGUAACUCUCGCGUUUGGGAGAUAGAGCACCAUCUCAUGCUUGGUGGUGUUGAAGAACUGCUGCUUAAACUCGUGCCUGGGGAUUAAUCUGGAGCAGUGGCUCUAGGAAGAUGCCAUUGUCUGUUUUGUACAAUAAAAGAUUCUCUCUCCACUGAAAUGCAGCCACCUCUGAGGUGGAAGCAGUUAAACAACACACAGCAACAUCACAC
This is a messenger RNA of Manacus vitellinus (golden-collared manakin), 1482 nucleotides long. It is a transcript of the gene MTCP1, whose product is annotated as mature T cell proliferation 1. The transcript has 5 exons. NCBI's taxonomy places the organism in Eukaryota, Metazoa, Chordata, Aves, Passeriformes, Pipridae. The record is from RefSeq and is a predicted model, not a curated record. Bases 1034 to 1360 code for a protein of 108 amino acids. Gene Ontology annotation, molecular function: protein serine/threonine kinase activator activity.